AUGAAUAAGUCUGAGAUUGUGAUAUUCAAUAGAGAAGGAACAGAUCCAGUCAAAGGUGUCAGAUUGAUUGGAGGUACAGGACAGUACGAAGGUACAAUAGAGAUUAAAGUAAAUGGAGAGUGGGGAACAAUUUGUGAUGAUGACUUUGAUAUCAAUGACGCACACGUUUUAUGCAGAAUGGCAGGAUAUCCGAGGGCGUUGCAGGCAUUUGAAAGGGCUCAUUUUAGACAGGGAAAUGGUUCUAUUAUGUUGAGUAAUUUAAAUUGCACUGGUCAUGAGACAACUAUUGAUGACUGUGGAUCAGCAGGAUGGUUCAGAAGUACAUGCGAUCACAUGGAAGAUGCCGGAGUAGCCUGCUUAGGAAAUAAAAGGGAGAAAACAGUACAAGAUGUAAGACUUAUAGGAGGCAGUGGCCCAUAUGAAGGAACCAUAGAAUUAAACAUAAAUGGUGUGUGGGGCACUGUGUGUGACGACGACUUUGAUAUACAUGACGGUAAUGUUAUAUGCCGUAUGGCAGGAUAUCCUAGUGCGUUGCAGGCAUUUCAAAAGUCUCAUUUCGGACAGGGAAAUGGUUACAUUAUCUUGAGUCAUUUACAUUGCACUGGGCACGAGACAAAUGUUGACAAUUGUGGAUCAGCAGGAUGGUACAACACUAACUGUGAUCAUGCAGAGGAUGCCGGGGUAGCAUGCUUAGGAAAUCAAAGAAAUGAAACAGUUCAAGGUGUAAGACUAGUAGGAGGAAAGGGACCAUUUGAAGGAACCAUAGAAUUGAAUAUUAAUGGUGUAUGGGGUACAGUGUGUGACCAUGAUUUUGAUAUACAUGAUGGAAAUGUUAUAUGUCGUAUGGCAGGGUAUCCGAGAGCAAUACAUACAUUUGGACAAGCUUACUUUGGCCAAGGUAAAGGUUCUAUUAUGUUAAGUAAUUUGGACUGCAGUGGUUUUGAAGAUAGUUUGGAGAGUUGUAAUUCAGCAGGGUGGUACAAACAUACUUGCGACCAUUCGGAAGAUGCCGGAGUUGAAUGCUUAGGAAGUAACAGAAGCAACACAGUAGAAGGCGUUAAGCUCGUCGGAGGUGCCUGGCCUUGGGAAGGACGAGUUGAAUUAUUGGUGAAUGGAAAAUGGGGUACUAUAUGCCAUGACAAUUUUGACGUGAAUGAUGCUAAAGUUAUUUGUACUAUGGCAGGAUAUUCACCCACAGGGCACAUACAGGCAUUUGUAAACAAUCAUUUUGGUCAUGGUAAAGGGGACAUAUUGUUAAAUAACCUGCAAUGCCAAGGGAUCGAGACAAAUAUAGAGAACUGUACUUCGGCAGGGUGGUAUAAUCAUAACUGUGGACACAAUGAAGACGUUGGUGUUUCAUGUCUCGCUAGUCUAGAUGAAGAAAACAAAAAUUUGCCCGACUUCGAUGAUAGAGGUAUUAACAUUUUGUCUAAAAUUACAGUACUUUUAGAAGACGUUAAAGAUAUUAUUUCUACUUUAGAUCCAAAUAAAGCUGUUGGUCCAGACAAAAUUAAUGAUAUGAUUGGAUUAAGUAGAAUGUUUGCAGACGAUACAUCUAUUGGACAUACUGCUCCAGAUGUAAUUACUCUCCAAUCUAUGAUAAAUAUCGAUCUACAAAAUAUUAAUUCCUGGGCAAAUGAUUGGCUAGUUAAAUUCAAUCCAAAUAAAACUAAUAUCAUGUUGUGUAGUAACAAAAAUUCAAAAAAUAACUUGAUUUUUAAUUUUGGCGGAGUUCAGGUAGAUACAGUUACUAGUCAUAAACAUUUAGGCAUAUUUUUUAGCAGUGAUUGUAAGUGGACCAAGCAUGUCGAUUCUUUAAUAGAAAAGGUAUCAAAACAAUUAAAUGUUCUUCGACGUUUGAAAUUCCGACUAAAAAGGGAAUAUUUAGAAAAAAUAUAUUUAACUUUUAUAAGGCCUGUUCUAGAAUAUUCUUCUGAAGUUUGGGAUAAUUGGGGACAGUUGAAUUCUGAAAGAUUAGAAAAAUUACAACUGGAAGCAGCACGUAUUGUCACUGGUCUAACAAGCUAUGCUAGCACUCAAUCACUUUAUUUAGAGACGGGAUGGGAAACAUUAAGGAUAGACGGGAAGUUAAGAAAUUAA
Mytilus trossulus (common blue mussel) is the source of this 2100-nucleotide messenger RNA. Its product is annotated as scavenger receptor cysteine-rich domain-containing group B protein-like. Gene Ontology annotation, cellular component: membrane. The record is from RefSeq and is a predicted model, not a curated record. The coding region runs from base 1 to 2100 and encodes 699 amino acids. NCBI's taxonomy places the organism in Eukaryota, Metazoa, Mollusca, Bivalvia, Mytilida, Mytilidae. The transcript has 15 exons.